Cajanus cajan (pigeon pea) is the source of this 1639-nucleotide messenger RNA. Its product is annotated as tubulin beta-1 chain. Lineage: Eukaryota; Viridiplantae; Streptophyta; Magnoliopsida; Fabales; Fabaceae. Gene Ontology annotation, biological process: microtubule-based process. The record is from RefSeq and is a predicted model, not a curated record. Gene Ontology annotation, cellular component: microtubule. Gene Ontology annotation, molecular function: GTPase activity; GTP binding; structural constituent of cytoskeleton.
UUUUCCACUUCACACAAAGGGAACUUCCAUUUUUAUCAACCUCAUCACCCUACAAAAGGACCACCCCUUCCCUUCUCAUCUUGUGCUACAAUUUCUUAACCACUUUGUUAAAGUACCUUUUUCCUUAAAGGAUCUUAUCAAAAUGAGAGAAAUCCUCCACGUUCAAGCGGGUCAAUGUGGCAACCAAAUUGGAGGCAAGUUUUGGGAGGUGAUGUGCGAUGAACAUGGAAUUGAUGCCACUGGAAAUUACGUGGGAAAUUCUCAUCUUCAACUCGAGAGGGUUAAUGUGUAUUACAAUGAAGCAAGUGGUGGAAGGUAUGUUCCUCGAGCUGUGCUUAUGGACCUCGAACCAGGGACCAUGGACAGCUUGCGUUCUGGUCCUUAUGGAAAAAUAUUCAGGCCUGAUAACUUCGUGUUUGGCCAAAAUGGAGCUGGAAACAACUGGGCCAAAGGCCAUUAUACUGAGGGAGCAGAGCUUAUUGAUUCUGUUCUUGAUGUUGUUCGGAAAGAAGCUGAGAACUGCGACUGCUUGCAAGGGUUCCAAAUUUGUCACUCACUGGGAGGUGGAACUGGGUCUGGAAUGGGUACUUUGCUUAUCUCAAAGAUCAGAGAAGAGUAUCCAGAUAGGAUGAUGCUGACUUUCUCAGUGUUCCCGUCCCCUAAGGUCUCCGACACAGUGGUUGAACCAUACAAUGCAACUCUCUCAGUUCAUCAACUUGUCGAGAAUGCAGAUGAAUGCAUGGUCCUGGAUAAUGAAGCACUCUAUGAUAUCUGCUUCCGAACGCUCAAGCUCACAAACCCAAGUUUUGGUGAUCUGAACCAUUUGAUCUCAACAACAAUGAGCGGAGUGACGUGCUGCCUGAGGUUCCCGGGGCAGCUGAACUCGGACCUGAGGAAGCUGGCGGUGAACCUGAUACCAUUUCCGAGGCUGCACUUCUUCAUGGUGGGUUUCGCGCCGCUAACGUCGCGGGGGUCGCAGCAGUACAGAGCCCUAACGAUCCCGGAGCUGACGCAGCAAAUGUGGGACGCCAGAAACAUGAUGUGCGCGGCGGACCCACGGCACGGGCGGUACCUGACGGCGUCGGCGAUGUUCCGGGGGAAGAUGAGCACGAAGGAGGUGGACGAGCAGAUGAUAAACGUGCAGAACAAGAACUCGUCGUACUUCGUGGAGUGGAUUCCGAACAACGUGAAGUCGAGCGUGUGCGACAUCCCGCCGACGGGGCUGUCGAUGUCGUCGACGUUCAUGGGGAACUCCACGUCGAUCCAGGAGAUGUUCCGGCGCGUGUCGGAGCAGUUCACGGUGAUGUUCAAGAGGAAGGCGUUCUUGCACUGGUACACUGCGGAGGGCAUGGACGAGAUGGAGUUCACGGAGGCUGAGAGUAACAUGAAUGACUUGGUCGCUGAGUACCAGCAGUAUCAGGAUGCUGCGGCUCUCCAAGUGCCAGAGGAAGAAGAUGAUGAUGAUGAUGAAGAACAACCCAUGCCUGCAUCUGCAUGACACUUCUUCUUUCUAUAAUCUAUAUAUAUCUCUCCAAAUACUUUUAAGGAUUUUCUUUUCCUCCUUUUCUUUUCUUUCAUAUGGAAUUUCUCCACCUAUGUAUGUCAUACGCUGUUAAUUACGUUUACAUUUCUUUUAUAA